Molecule: messenger RNA, 450 nt
Organism: Charadrius vociferus (killdeer)
Lineage: Eukaryota; Metazoa; Chordata; Aves; Charadriiformes; Charadriidae
Product: vegetative cell wall protein gp1-like
Exons: 2
Source: RefSeq, a predicted model, not a curated record
AUGUCCGGGAGCCCCUGUGCUCACCCUGAGCCCCCCAGUUCAGAGCCCCAGUGUCCUCCCUUUGCCCUCCCAGUACUCCCCCCAUCCUCCCAGUCUGAUGUCCCAGUGCUCUCCCUGAGCUCCCCCAGUCCGGGUCCCCAGUGUCCUCCCAGUGCCCUCUCCUGAGCCUCCCUGUCUGGAGUCCCAGUGCUCCCCUUCAGUGGUCACCCCAGUGCCCCCAGUCUAGGACCCCAGUGCCCUCUCCUGACCUCCCCCGAGUCUGGAGUCCCAGUGCCCCCCCUGUUCGCCCCCAGGCUGGGGUCCCAGUUCUGUGUGUCCUCUCCUGACCCCUCCAGUCUGAGGCCUGAGGCUGCAGGGCUCCUGCUGUACCCUCAAGAUCAGAACCCAGUUAGGGACUUCGGUGUCCCCACGGGCAAGCAUGGCGGCAACGUGAACCCUGUGGGCUCCUAG